AUGAGGCAGUGACAGCCCCGUCAUUUUCAAAAUGGCAGCAACAUUGCAAAUAAGCGAGUUUGAUAGUGAAGACCAAAUAACUAAAGAAAUAGCUAAACAAGAAGAGACAACGUCGUUGAAAUACAUAAUCUUGCGCAAAGACAAACGUUUUGGGCGAAAGGAUGCACACCCUUUGGAAGGAAAGAAGAUCAGCUGGGAGGUAAAAAGUCACCCAUUCAAUGGAGUUCCAUUUCAGGUUGUGGGCACAAGCACAUAUGAAUGCCAUCAGGGGAAAGACCGACAAGUAAAAGCUAAAGAGAAACAUGCUGCUAAAAUGAACAAGAAGGCGCUUGAAGACCAUGCCUUAAAGAGACGGAAACAAAAUACAAAGAAGGUGGACUGCAAGGCUUUAAUAAACAUCGCCCACAUUAUCCGCUUUCCUGGUUUUAAGAUUGAGGAGAGUACUGUGCGCUCUAAAAAGGAGGCCUCCAAAGAUCUGAAGGCAGCGCUAAGUGAAAAACCAAGCUCUGUGAAGGCAGAGGUUGUCUACUGCGUCAGGUUCCCCUCUCUCUCUGAGCAUAGCUCACACGCACUUGUUGGCGAGAGGUCCUCUAAGAAGAACUUGAAGGUGUUGCAGAAGCAAUGUGCAGGCUAUCUAAAAGAAAUAACAGACCUCACCUAUCAUCUUCAAGAUGAACAGUACAUGACUGGCCUGUCUUCACAUCUGCAAAGCCUAUUGCAGGAAAUUAAAGGACUUGUCCCACAGGAUAAAGAUCUCACACUGACCCUUUCCCCAAGGAAGAGAAAGGCUGAGGAGGACAUGGCCACCCUACCAACCCAGGGAGCGUCACAACCUUUCACCGACAGUGUAGGACAGCAUGCAGAUUUACAGAACACAUGCGAAGAACCAUGUUUGCCAAACUGAGUGUGGAGUGAGAUUGCUUGUAGGCAGGGAGCCUAGGGCGACGGAGGAUGGCAGUGUGUGUAUAUAUGUGUUGAGUCCGUUUUUUGUUUUUCCCCUUCAGAAUAUUUUAUUUUUGAGAGCUGGGUUUUGUGGUAACCCAAGCCUACCAGCAUACUUGUUGUAAUAUUUGAAUAUUAAUUGUAAUAAAAUAAAAAUACAAUUGGGUGAUAAUCCUGAAUGCAGUGGUGGAAAAAUUUCCCAAUUGUUAUACUUGAGUAAAAGUAAAGAUGCCUUAAUAGAAAAUGACUCAAGUGAAAGUCACCCAAUAAAAUACUACUUCAGUAAAAGUCAAGUAUAUUUCAAACAAAAUACAUUUAAAGUAUCAAAAAUAAACAACUGCUAAAAUAUAUUUAAGUAUCAAAAGUAAAAGUAUAAAUCAUAAAAAAAUUCCUUAUAUUAAGCAAACCAGACGGCACCAUUUUCUUUUUAUUUAUGGAUAGCCAGGUGCACACUAACAUUCAGACAUAAUGUACAAAGGACGUAUUUGUGUUUAGUGAGUCUGCCAGAUCAGAAGGAAGUAGGGAUGACCAGGGAUAAGUGUGUGUGAAUUGGAAAAAUGUUCUGUCUUGCUAAGCAUUCAAAAUGUAAUGAGUACUUUUGGGUGUAAAGUAAAAAGUAAAUUAUUUUCUUUAGUAAUGUAGUGAAGUAAAAGUUGUCAAAUAUAAGUAAUAUAGUACAGAUACCCCAAAAAACUACUUAAGUAGUACUUUUAAAGUAUUAUUACUUAAGUGCUUUACACCACUGCUUGUAUGUGGUGCAUUUCCACAUCCAGUACCCAGGUCAGGUCUUCUGUCUUAUUCCCUCUGCAUUCUCUCAACAUAUCUUUCCAUGUAACUUACUGUGUUAUCUCACAAUCGAAUCUACACCAUAAAAUGAAAACCUGUAUUUACAGUUAAAGAUUAAUGUGUUUCUGACAGUGCUAAUUGGUGGAGUACUGUGGCUACCAAUAUCCCUGUGAGCCUUCCAUGUCGCCGAGGGUUAAGAGUAUAAAUUGUAGAUUAAUAAUAUUGCAUUGUAUUACACUCUAAACUUGUUCUAUGGAUUUCUUGGCCAAAAUCUGUUAACUUUUUUUUUUUUUUUUAUACAUUUUGAGAUCUGUCUGUGGAACCCCUGCAAUACCUCUGCGGAACCCAUUUGGAGAACCUCUGGUUUAUACGUUCAUUGUGUGGUCUUGUCGGUUUCCACUCCAAUAUAAGAGAGAUCUCAAAAAUGGAGAAGGCAGUGAUAAGGCUAUUAUAUUUCAGGACAUGUGGUUUUGGUCUGUGAUAUAGUCUUGAGUGUUUUUGAUAUGAAAGUGAAACACUUGUACAAUCACAUGUUAUCUUGUUUAGCUGAUUAGGCCAUGUAUCUGAUUCAACUGGGAAUACACUGCCCUCGCCAGAACCGGUUUUAUGUCUCUUGUCAUUCUAUAAUUGCAUACAGUUGCAUAACUGUUUGUCUAUGGAUUUUGGUGGGGGAAACAAGGUCUAACACAUUCUAAAUGUUUUCUGAUUACUUUACAUAAUGUGCUGCAUUUCAAAUUGUUUGCUUUAUUACAUCCGUUAGUGGAUUUGGUAUUCCACACACCUUUCUUUGUACAUAAAAUAAAAUGCAACUUCGAUCUGG
Molecule: messenger RNA, 2548 nt
Organism: Salvelinus fontinalis (brook trout)
Lineage: Eukaryota; Metazoa; Chordata; Actinopteri; Salmoniformes; Salmonidae
Exons: 5
Coding region: 32-904 (290 amino acids)
Molecular function (GO): DNA-binding transcription factor activity
Source: RefSeq, a predicted model, not a curated record